Messenger RNA from Labeo rohita (rohu), 460 nucleotides. Its product is annotated as serine protease inhibitor Kazal-type 1. NCBI's taxonomy places the organism in Eukaryota, Metazoa, Chordata, Actinopteri, Cypriniformes, Cyprinidae. The record is from RefSeq and is a predicted model, not a curated record. The transcript is spliced from 4 exons. Gene Ontology annotation, molecular function: protein binding; serine-type endopeptidase inhibitor activity. The coding region runs from base 74 to 340 and encodes 88 amino acids.
GUAAAUGUGUAAUCUCUCUGUGGGUGGGAGCAAAACUGCUUUAAAAGGAACUCAGCACUCCAAAGAGUGAUUGAUGACACAGUCAACACAUCGGUGUAUACAAGCAAACAUGUUGGGACGUAUUGUCUUGGUACUCUGCUUGGCAGCUUUGGUAGGAGCUACUCUCAUCCAUGGUGCCAGAACGCCAAAAUGCUAUAAGUACCAACUACACAGUUGUCCCCGUAAUUACAAGCCUGUGUGUGGUACUGAUGGAGUCACAUACGCCAACGAAUGCAUGCUGUGUUUCACAAAUAUGAAAAACGACGUCAACACGUUAAUCGCCAAGAAGGGUGACUGCUGAGAUGGAUCCACUCUUUUAUGUUCUGUAGAUGUGACAUGAAGGCUGGAACCACACGCUGUUUCCCCUGUUGUGUGUCAUGUUUAAAACAUCUGAAUUCUUUAAUAAAAACUUGCAUAAGUA